CCAUUGUGCUUCACUUUUGGGCGAGAGAGGGGGGGAGAGAGAGAGAGGCAGAUCUCCUGCAGCGGGUUCAGGGAGCAGAAGAAAGGGAGUAACGGGAAAGACAAGUCGCCAAGAUGCUGAUCACCAUGCUAACAGCCAUGUACGUGAUGGUCAAAGUGGUAGAAUCGGUGGGGAUGAGCUUUUCGCGCCAGCAGGAGCCCUUGCCUUACAUGGUGUCGCAGCCUUUGCCUUGGCAGAUUCAUUCAGUGUCACACAGUCGGAGGAGCAGCAAAGCGGACGAGUUCGACGGCCUCAGAAGGAACAGCAUCGGUGUCUACAGAAAGAACUCCAACACCAGCAAUGGGACGUGCACGUCGCCCGUCAACCCGCCUCUCAGCCCCGUGGAAGCCGACAAGGCCGCCGCCACCAUCCAGACCCACUUCAGGAAGUUCCAGCAGAAGAAGCAGAAGAACGGCAAGUAGCUGGAGGCAGCCGGUGCAGGCGCCGCCGCCGUCGUAGAAACAUAGAGGGGCAGAGAACACAACUCCAUCUUAGAGCUCAGACCAGUGUAGCGUAGACAGAAACCGUGACUCCACUGGUGUCCAGUCGCUGCUUGUACAUAUACGGACCCAUGAUUGUGUGUUAUGAUGUCAUCAUUCCAACAAUAAACAUCCUGGAGAGUU
Molecule: messenger RNA, 662 nt
Organism: Synchiropus splendidus (mandarinfish)
Lineage: Eukaryota; Metazoa; Chordata; Actinopteri; Syngnathiformes; Callionymidae
Exons: 4
Coding region: 114-461 (115 amino acids)
Source: RefSeq, a predicted model, not a curated record